Molecule: messenger RNA, 1738 nt
Organism: Olea europaea var. sylvestris
Lineage: Eukaryota; Viridiplantae; Streptophyta; Magnoliopsida; Lamiales; Oleaceae
Product: serine/threonine-protein kinase AFC2-like
Exons: 12
Coding region: 90-1370 (426 amino acids)
Biological process (GO): protein phosphorylation
Cellular component (GO): nucleus
Molecular function (GO): protein kinase activity; ATP binding
Source: RefSeq, a predicted model, not a curated record
CUUAAAUUGAAUAAAUCAUACUUUUAUAGUUAGGGUUUCACAUCUUCAUACACUCGAAUUAAUGGAUUUGUAAUGGAGAUAUUGAGUACAUGGGUGAAUAUCCGUAUUCUCACAUGGACCGCCGUCCCAAUAAGCGUCCAAAAUUAGCCUGGGACCAACUUUCUCACGCUUCCAAGGUCCAACCAGGGAUAUAUCAUGGACGAGAGACUGGAAACAUAUCAAAUUAUGGGCAUCAAGGAGUGCCUGCAGACCUCAAUAAUUUAUACACAAGAGGACUUGCUGAAAGAGGCUCUCCGCCAUGGCGGGACGAUGACAAAAAUGGGCAUUAUGUAUUUGAGCUUGGAGAGAAUUUAACCUCUCGCUAUAAGAUCCUGAGAAAGAUUGGUGAAGGUACAUUUGGUCAAGUUUUGGAAUGCUGGGACAGGGAGCAAAAGGAAUUGGUUGCAAUAAAAAUUGUUCGAAGCAUUAAGAAGUAUCGCGAAGUAGCAAUGGUAGAAAUUGAUGUGCUUCAGUUGCUUGGUAGAUAUGAUAGAAAUGGCAGUCGUUGUGUUGAAUUACGGAACUGGUUUGAUUAUCGUAACCAUAUUUGUUUAGUAUUUGAGAAGCUUGGACCAAGCUUAUUCGAUUUUCUACGGAAAAACAGUUACCGAUCAUUUCCAGUUGAUCUAGUCCGCGAGAUUGGCAGACAAGUUUUGGAAUGUGUAGCAUUCAUGCAUGAUAUGCGUCUCAUCCAUACCGAUUUGAAGCCAGAGAACAUACUCUUUGUUUCUCCGGAGUAUGUGAAAAUACCUGACUUCAGGAUUGCAUCUUGGUCUUUAAGAGAUGGGUCUGCUUAUAAGAGAUUGCCAAAGUCAAGUGCUAUUAAGGUUAUUGACUUUGGUAGUGCGGUCUAUGAGCGUCGAGAUCACAAUUAUAUUGUUUCCACUAGACAUUAUCGUGCCCCUGAGGUUAUUCUUGGACUGGGCUGGAGCUAUCCAUGUGAUAUAUGGAGUGUUGGUUGCAUCUUGGUUGAGCUAUGCUCGGGUGAAGCUUUGUUUCAGACUCAUGAGAAUUUAGAACACCUGGCCAUGAUGGAGAGAGUGUUGGGUCCUCUUCCGCAAUACAUGUUGAAACGUGUAGAUCGGCAGGCUCAUAAAUAUAUAAAAUGGGGUAGGUUGGCGUGGCCUGAAGGUGCAACUUCAAGAGACAGCAUUAAGGCUGUUUCAAAGCUGUCUUGUCUUCAGAAUGUAGUAAUGCAGCAUGUGGAUCAUUCAGCUGGAGAUUUGAUAGACCUCUUGGUGGGACUUCUUCGUUAUGACCCUUCUGUCAGGAUGACUGCUCAUGAGGCCCUCAAGCAUCCUUUCUUUACCAGAUACGGGUACAGGUCCUAAAAAGCACGUGUUUGAUUAUUGCCAUGGUUCCAGAUGUUGUGGUGAUUUGGAUUCCUUAUUCUCGAAGUGUGAUAGAGAGCAAAAUUUGUUGGCCCGAAUCUUCAUUUUGUUGUCUUGUUUCAUCGUGGAGCAUGUAUUGCAGUACCUAUUACAGUAUCCAUUAGACUUUUUCUACGGAGUUAUCCAUCUCCUGAAAUUUAGGAAAUGUCGUUUGCUGUUCAGAACACCUCGUACUUUGCAUCUUUAUGUUAGCUUUUAGAAUCUCUUUUGUGGUUGAUCAAUGAUUUUUUUCGACUUGAUCAAAUUAUGAAUGAAAGGAUAAUAAACCACAUCACCCUAAGAGAGGACGGAAUUUGCUCUCUUUCCUA